AUGGAUAUAUAUCGUCACACAUUACUUCCAUCGAACAGCCUUCGGUUAGUAACAUUCGAGAACGAUGGCCUCCGGAUAUCGACAUACAGGCUAGACGCUACUCCGCAAUAUCAUGCAUUGUCUUAUGUCUGGGGUGAUACACCCGACCCUCCUCAGCACUUUAAAAUUUGCCGAGAUGAGAAUCACACCAACGGUGCCAAUCUUGGGAUAUCACCAAGUCUCGCAGAAGCUCUGCCGUACCUCGGUCGUCUCAGCAUCGCACCGGUUUGGAUUGAUGCCAUAUGCAUCGAUCAAUCAAAUGAGGAGGAGAAGAGACGUGUCAUACCGCAAAUGAAGGAUAUCUACAGCCACGCACGAAGUGUGCAGAUCUGGCUCGGCAUCCAUCAUAACAAUAGUGACAUGGCAAUGACUCUACUUCGAUCAUUAGCCACCCAACAUAAAGCAGGACAAUCACUAUUCAAUGGAGAUUCCCUCAUACAACACGCAGAGAUUAUGGCAUUGACGAGUGCACUAGAUCGGAACUUGGUCAUCGACAUUGACAACAGAACAUUUGAAAGUUUCCACUUGCCGCGGCUUAGCCAUCCGAUUUGGCUUGCUCUACGCAAACUAUACUUACGUCCCUGGUUCAAACGUGUCUGGACAUUCCAGGAAGCUAUGUUGGCGCCGGAGGCGGCGGCGGUAAUUUGUGGUUCAGAUAUUAUGGACUGGGCUAUGUUCCGAACUAUUGGGUUGAAACUGGCACAUACCCAGCUUUUGUGGAUGCAUCAACACACAGGAUCCACCGGAUUAAGUCAUCUCGACUUCACAGAUAAUGUUGAAGGCGAUCGCUUCCUGACAUACUUGAUCCUUGCAAGAGGAAACAACAGAUAUUGUCGGUUGCCAGAAGACCGCAUUUAUGGCUUCUUAGGGCUUGCUAGCUCUCGGAUCAGACAACAAGUCCCUGUCGAGUAUGGUCAGGAGGGGUCCGACUUCUACCAACACGUGUAUCGAUCUGUAGGACGUCUCCUAAUACAGCACUUCCCCGUGGAUGAUAUCUUAACAGCGGCAUCAUCGUUCCUCAAGCCCGCGAAUAUUCCCUCGUGGUGCCCAGACUGGAACUGCCCUUCUAAGUCCCAGGGCUUCUGGGCAUAUGGAGAAGCUGGCUAUCCAAUGAAAGAAUACGCCUCGAUCACGCUGCAUCCGACUAAUGAACAUUCCAUCCUCGUAUCUGGUACCACUGUUGACGUGAUUGAUAAAGUGGUCGAAAACUACCAGUGGUACUGGCCAGAAGGAGUUGCGGGCAUCAGGGGCCCGGCCGACUUACUUUUGCAAUGGCUCGACGAUUGUUUCGCAUUGGUUAGG
This is a messenger RNA of Exophiala viscosa, 1341 nucleotides long. Its product is annotated as heterokaryon incompatibility protein-domain-containing protein. The annotation marks the transcript as partial. The transcript has a single exon. The record is from RefSeq and is a predicted model, not a curated record. NCBI's taxonomy places the organism in Eukaryota, Fungi, Ascomycota, Eurotiomycetes, Chaetothyriales, Herpotrichiellaceae.